AGGGCAGUUCCAGUCAUUUCACAACUAUCAACGGUACAUAUACUAUCUGGCCGGCUCGUCUCGCGUGUGACAGCAGCAGUCGCUCAAAAAAACAAAAUGAACUCUUCGCUCCCUCUCAGACGGCCACUUCGCACCCACUCUCUAAUUCCACUUCAAAAUCACAAAUCCGCGCGUUUCAAGCUCCAAUCCUCUCGUUUCGUUAACUCCUCAAUCCAAAACUGCUCUAGAACCGUUUCAUUUUCACCGAGUUCGAUCCCAACUCAACCACGAUUCAAUGGCUCAGUCGAAUUUCGUACAGUCCCGUCCUUGCGAGUUAGGGUUUCAUCGAACGACGCACAGUUCGGUUCGUUAAACGAAGAUUGCGAGCCGAAGGCGCCGAGUUUUAGAGAGUUUAUAACAUCAGAGAGGAUUAAAGUGGUGUCCAUGCUUGCUCUGGCACUGGCUCUAUGUAAUGCUGAUCGUGUGGUCAUGUCGGUGGCGAUUGUACCUUUGUCUCUUGCUCAUGGUUGGAGCCGAUCCUUCUCUGGUGUUGUUCAGUCAUCUUUCCUGUGGGGAUACCUAAUUUCACCUAUAGCGGGAGGGACGCUAGUGGAUUAUUAUGGUGGUAAGGUGGUGAUGGGAUGGGGAGUUGCUUUGUGGUCAUUAGCUACAUUUCUUACUCCAUGGGCUGCAGAUACUUCGUUAUGGGCUCUACUUGCUACACGAGCGAUGCUUGGCAUUGCUGAAGGUGUGGCUCUUCCUUGUAUGAACAACAUGAUAGCAAGAUGGUUCCCACAGACAGAACGAGCCAGGGCUGUUGGGAUUGCAAUGGCUGGAUUUCAAUUUGGAAAUGCAAUAGGACUCAUGCUAUCUCCAAUCCUAAUGUCAAAAGGUGGUAUAUUUGGGCCGUUUGUGAUUUUUGGACUAUCUGGAUUCCUGUGGGUUUUGGUUUGGUUAUCUGCAAUAUCAAGUACUCCUGACCGCAGUUCCCAGAUAUCAAAAUAUGAAUUGGAGUACAUAUCAAACAAGGGCUGGAAAUCAUUUCCCAUGGAGAAUAAGCCCACGACAAACAGAAUAAUCCCUCCUUUCAGGCGCUUGCUCUCGAAGAUGCCAACCUGGUCCCUAAUUAUUGCCAAUGCCAUGCAUAGCUGGGGAUUUUUUGUUAUUCUCUCCUGGAUGCCCAUUUAUUUUAACACAAUAUAUCAUGUUGACCUCAAACAAGCAGCAUGGUUUAGUGCCGUUCCAUGGAGUGUGAUGGGAUUUAUGGGAUACUUUGGCGGUAUGUGGUCAGACAUGUUGAUACGCAGUGGUAUAAGUGUCACUUUGACUCGAAAAAUCAUGCAGUCAAUUGGCUUUUUUGGUCCUGGGAUUGCUCUUGCUGGUUUGACAACUGCUAGAAAUCCAUUUCUUGCAUCUGCUUGGCUAACUAUAGCUGUUGGACUAAAGUCUUUUAGUCAUUCAGGUUUUCUCGUGAAUCUUCAGGAGAUUGCUCCACGUUAUUCUGGUGUUCUACAUGGAAUAUCAAAUACUGCUGGAACAUUAGCAGCCAUUGUGGGAACAGUUGGAGCUGGUUUCUUUGUUGAACUAGUGGGUUCUUUCCGUGGAUUUCUGUUGCUCACAUCACUCUUAUAUUUUCUCAGUGCUCUUUUCUACAACAUCUUCUCCACUGGAGAGAGAGUAAAUUUCGAUGAAAAUGGUCCCUGAAUGAGUUUGAAACCAUUCUCCAUUCACUAUUAGUUUAUGAUGGACCGUGAUGUGAAGAGUCUAGCAAUUGCAACUGAGGAACUGGAGAUGUCCAAUAAUGCUAGCGAAGGUUGUGCAGUGGGAAUUGUCAUCUCCCAUCCUAAGAGAUAGGCUGUUAAGUCUGAUUCUUCUUGUCUUCUCUUACCAGUAUAAAAUCAAAGAAUGUACAGUGGCUGCUUGUGUAAAUCCCUCUGCGUCUUCCAGGCUUCUGUUUCUGGUGCGAUGUUGUUUUCAACCAGCAAAAUGUGAGGUCUUCUGAGGUAUGCUCCUAGGUCACUUCAUCCGCAUAACAGUUCUUCCCAUCUGGUUGGCUUAUUCUCUGAAGAAAUUCUCUUCCUCUUCACUCUGAAAGCUUUUACGUUCUGGUACUACUUUAUUACAUUAUGUUUUCGUUGUUUCAUUUCUGGUGUGCUCAAAUGCAACAACCAUAACCAAGCGAGGUUAUAAGAGUGUUGACAAUUCGAACUGC
Populus euphratica (Euphrates poplar) is the source of this 2191-nucleotide messenger RNA. Its product is annotated as probable anion transporter 4, chloroplastic. Bases 97 to 1683 code for a protein of 528 amino acids. Gene Ontology annotation, cellular component: plastid. The record is from RefSeq and is a predicted model, not a curated record. Gene Ontology annotation, biological process: transmembrane transport. NCBI's taxonomy places the organism in Eukaryota, Viridiplantae, Streptophyta, Magnoliopsida, Malpighiales, Salicaceae. Gene Ontology annotation, molecular function: phosphate transmembrane transporter activity. The transcript has 9 exons.